Messenger RNA from Paecilomyces variotii, 1418 nucleotides. RefSeq names its product putative mitochondrial acetolactate synthase small subunit. The transcript has 2 exons. The record is from RefSeq and is a predicted model, not a curated record. Gene Ontology annotation, biological process: branched-chain amino acid biosynthetic process. Gene Ontology annotation, molecular function: acetolactate synthase regulator activity. NCBI's taxonomy places the organism in Eukaryota, Fungi, Ascomycota, Eurotiomycetes, Eurotiales, Thermoascaceae. Gene Ontology annotation, cellular component: mitochondrial nucleoid; acetolactate synthase complex. The coding region runs from base 162 to 1166 and encodes 334 amino acids.
CCGACGUCGGACGGCUGACUCGAAAAGAAUCAUAUCUCGUCUCUUUCUCCUCCAAAGAUCCUCACCUUCUUUCCCCGGUUCCCAUUCCUCAUUGACGGGAGAGGAUCAGAGGAUCUGCGCUUGCUGUCUGCCUGUCUCCCGUCACAGGCCAGCUACGGAAAAUGGCUUUCCGGCGCGCUUGGACGCUGUCCUCAGCGUCUUCGUCUUUGACAGCGACCUCCGCGGCCACGUCGAAGACCGCUGCCGCCCUGCCGCGCUUCACAUCCAUCAGGUCUUCUUCCAGCUCGACGUCUGCACUUGCAUACAAGGCCCUGCACCGUCGUGCUCCUCUCCCGCUUCCGGUUCAGGACUCGUCACCCCAGUGGGAUGCCCCCGCUGCUGUGUCGUCCAUCCUGUACGAGACACCUCUUCCUCCGACGAACCCUCCCAAGCGCCAUAUCCUGAACUGCCUGGUUCAGAAUGAGCCCGGUGUGCUCUCUCGCAUCUCCGGAAUUCUGGCUGCCAGAGGCUUUAACAUUGACAGUCUGGUGGUCUGCAACACGGAGGUGGAGGACCUCUCGCGCAUGACCAUCGUUCUCCAAGGCCUCGACGGCGUUGUUGAACAGGCUCGUCGCCAGCUGGAUGACCUCGUUCCUGUGUGGGCUGUGCUCGACUACACCAAUGCCGCUCUCGUGCAGCGUGAACUGCUUUUGGCCAAGGUCAGCAUUCUAGGCCCCGAGGUCUUCGAGGAGCUGCUGCAGCAUCACCGCGAAAUCACUACUCCCGAGGACGGCAGUUCUCGCCCUGCUCCAGAGGGCGAGGCUCAGAGGCGCGAGCAGCAGAAGGUUGCGGGAUCUCUUGAUGACACUUCUGAUUUCCACCCGCGUCACCUUCCCCCUAGUCAGGCUCUGCGACACAAGCACGAGCAUCUCGACGCUAUCACUCGUCUGACACAUCAGUUCGGCGGUAAGGUGCUUGAUAUCAGCAACAACAACUGUAUCGUUGAGGUUUCCGCCAAACCCUCUCGUAUCGACUCCUUCCUCAAGCUGAUCGCCCCCUUCGGUAUCCUGGAAUCUACGAGAACGGGUCUGAUGGCCUUGCCUCGUUCCCCUCUUUCGGAUCCCAACGAGGAGGUCGAGAAGGAGGCCGCUGACGUUGUCGACGCUAGCACUCUGCCCCCUGGUUAAAAAGCAUGUGUCAAAUAUUCAGAUAUCUUUCUCUUUUGUAUUCAGCAACUAGUAAUUCAUGCCGGGGAUAGAUCCUUCUGUUUCAUCCAUGUCUCGUAAUUUCCACCUAGUGUAGGAACUCGGACGGUUAAGCGAUCGAAUACGCCGAUUUUGUAGGGUCUCUCGGCUGUAGUCAUUCUUUCGAAGACCCAUUUAUCUAUCGAGUAUUUCCGUCUGAUAAACCGCCACAACACUGUAUCCAGUACAUUUGGC